AUGGGUGAAAAAUUCACAAAUGCACGGCUCGAAAAUCUCCUAGGAGCACUAGAAAAAUAUAUCAAUCAGAGAAAUCUGAAGUCACGUGAUCAUCUACGGUCCAAUGAAGUUAAUCAUGGUUUUUCAAAAAAGAGUGAAGUUUGUUCUGAUGAUGAAGAGGAUGCUGAGAGACAGACAGUGCGAAUAGAUGAUAAAGACGGAAAGCCAACAGAUCUAUGCAUUGAUAAACACCAGCAGGAUGAUGACAAUAAUGACAGACCACCGCCACAAAUUGGGAUUAAAUCGGUGAAAGGAACAAGGAAAAGAAACUUUGGAAUCUCCACUUCCAAUCUUUGGACUAAUGGCAUAAUUCCGUAUGAAAUCGACUCGAACUCAUUUGGUUCCAGCUUAUCUUUAGCUUCCGAUCUUAUUCAAAACACUGCAAACAAUAUUUCCCAAACCACGUGUGUAAAAUGGAGGCUCAAAACAGCAGACGAUCAGUACUAUGUCAAAUUUCAGGGAAGUACAGCCGGAUGUUGGUCCUAUGUUGGGAACAUCAAACAGACAGGAGGACAACCAGUUAACCUGGGUUCAGGUUGCCUAGAUAUCACCAAUAUUUUUUAUCCAAAUCUACGGGAAAUGAAAACUGUAAUUGUGAAUUUGUGA
Molecule: messenger RNA, 645 nt
Organism: Saccostrea cuccullata (small rock oyster)
Lineage: Eukaryota; Metazoa; Mollusca; Bivalvia; Ostreida; Ostreidae
Product: tolloid-like protein 1
Exons: 8
Coding region: 1-645 (214 amino acids)
Biological process (GO): proteolysis
Molecular function (GO): metalloendopeptidase activity
Source: RefSeq, a predicted model, not a curated record